Molecule: messenger RNA, 3027 nt
Organism: Artibeus jamaicensis (Jamaican fruit-eating bat)
Lineage: Eukaryota; Metazoa; Chordata; Mammalia; Chiroptera; Phyllostomidae
Gene: AFG2B
Product: spermatogenesis associated 5 like 1
Exons: 8
Coding region: 557-2824 (755 amino acids)
Molecular function (GO): ATP binding; ATP hydrolysis activity
Source: RefSeq, a predicted model, not a curated record
CCCUUGCUAUGCUGACGCUUUUCUAUAUACAGAUUGGAACCCAGGUUGUCGAAGGCGCCACGGCUGUUUCUCAGCUACUCAAAGUCCCCUGAGCCAUUAACACUAGAGCAUUCCAAAAUACUGUGCCCACGGGGGCUGCAGCAGCUUCCCAACAAAACGGCAGUCUCCAGGCUGACUUUACAAACGAGCACGUGGUGACGCUCGAGUCCGAGAGCCAGGGAAAGAGGAUACUAUGCCGGUGACUCUGCAAACCGCCAAGUCGUUAGACCUAGUUGAGUUAGCUUUGCGCUGCCUCCUAGACGCCCUUAACGAACGCUUCAGCUGUAAAGCUCUGGAAUCCGCCCCUGUUUUUCUUUAAACCCGACACCACCACAGACUAUACCCCAGCGCCCUAGCCUUUCCGAUUGGCCCUUUUGGCCUCCACUCGGACACUAGUGACUUUUUUCCUGGUGCAUGCGCGUCAAUUGCUUCCGGCCGUGGUGCUCGGUGUACCGGCUUUUGCCGCCCGGGUGGAACUUUUACCCAGCUUCGCUCGGCCUAGGUUCCUCCUUGUGCAAUGGCUUGGGACUCAGGUUCCCUUCCCGAAGGACCUCUCUUAAGGCUCCUACCCUUAGACUCUAGGGAUCGGGGCACCCAGCGCUGUCGCCUGGGCCCCGCAGCCUUCCGAGCCUUGGGCGCGCACUUGGGCUCGGCGGUGAAGAUCUCGCUGCCUGACGGCGGCUCCUGCCUUUGCACCGCCUGGCCGCGGCGGGACGGAGCUGACGGGUUUGUACAAUUGGAUGCGAAGUGUGCGAGCCCCGGGUGCGCAGUCGGCGCGCCGGGGUUCCAAGGGAGUCUCAGCCUGAGCCACCUCCGCCUGGUGCCCUGCCCGCCUCUUCGGCGCCUCACUGUGUGGCCGGAGUUGCGUGAGCGGGCCGGCGCGCCCGGUGCUCCAAAUCCAGCCGCGGUGUUGGAGGCAGCACAUGAGCUUUUGCGGAACCGGCCAGUCUCCCAGGGCCACGUGGUGGCCUGCAGCCCCGGCAUCCCCGGCCCCGUGGCCGCCCUGCACAUCGUCAGCGGGGUGCCUAGUCCGGAUCCCGCUGGGCUGGUCACUCCUCACACCCUCAUCGGCCUCAGCGAGGUGCCUCUGUCGGAAGCGCAGUCGCAGCCCGAGGUGCCUUUGGGGGGUCUUUCGGAGGCGGCCGACUCGCUGCGAGAGCUCCUCUGCCUGCCGCUCCGCUAUCCCCGCGCCCUGGCCACGCUGGGGCUAGCAGUGCCCCGCGGGGUGCUCCUGGCGGGUCCCCCCGGAGUGGGCAAGACCCAGCUAGUGCGGGCUGUGGUCCGGGAGGCGGGCGCGGAGCUGCUGGCAGUGAGCGCCCCAGCUCUGCAGGGCGCCCGGCCCGGGGAGACUGAGGAGAACGUGCGGCGGGUUUUCCAACGCGCCCAGGAGCUGGCCAGCCGCAGGCCCACUCUCCUCUUCCUGGACGAGGUAGACGCUCUGUGCCCGCGGCGGGGCGGCCCACACCAAGCUCCGGAGAGCCGCGUGGUGGCCCAGGUGUUGACGCUGCUAGACGGCUUCGGCGGGGACCGCGAGAUGGUGGUGGUGGGAUCCACCAACCGUCCGGACGCGCUAGACCCAGCGCUGCGCAGACCUGGAAGAUUUGACCGAGAGGUUGUCAUUGGGACUCCCACACUUAAACAAAGAAAUGAGAUUCUGCAGGUUAUUACCUCAGAGAUGCCCAUCUCUCCUCAAGUCAACUUGAGCCUCCUUGCAGAAAUGACAGUCGGCUACGUUGGCGCAGACCUGAUAGCACUCUGUAGGGAGGCCGCCAUGCAUGCUCUGCUUCAUGGGGAGAAGAACAAGGACAAGCCGAUGAUCGAUGAAACAGACUUCCUUGAAGCUUUUAAAAAGAUUCAGCCCUCAUCAUUUCGAAGUGUCAUUGGGCUGAUGGACAUCAAACCUGUUGGCUGGGAGCAGAUUGGUGGCCUUGAAGAUGUAAAACUGAAGUUAAGGCAGAGCAUUGAAUGGCCUCUGAAAUUCCCCCACGAAUUUGUUAGGAUGGGCCUGCCACCACCAAAGGGCGUUCUCCUCUGCGGCCCCCCUGGAUGUGCGAAAACCACCCUGGUGCGGGCCCUGGCCACCAGCUGCCGGUGCUCUUUGGUUUCUGUGAGCGGAGCUGAUCUCUUUUCACCUUUUGUUGGAGAUUCAGAAAAAGUCUUGUCUCAGGUAUUUCGACAAGCAAGAGCAAAUACUCCAGCAAUUGUGUUUUUGGAUGAAAUUGAUUCAAUCCUGGGCGCCCGAUCAAUCAGCAGCACAGGAUGUGAUGUUCAAGAGCGUGUUCUUUCUGUUCUCCUGAACGAAUUAGAUGGUGUUGGACUGAAAACUAUAGAGAGAAGAGGAAGUAAAUCAGAUCAACAGGAGUUUCAGGAAGUUUUUAAUCGAAAUGUCAUGAUUGUUGCGGCAACAAAUAGACCGGAUGUGUUAGACGAUGCCCUGCUACGGCCUGGAAGGCUGGACAAGAUUAUUUGUAUCCCACCUCCCGAUGCAGAGGGCAGGCUUUCCAUUUUGAAAGUCUGUGCCGAAAAGAUGCCGGUGGGGCCUGAUGUUUCCUUAGAAAGCCUAGCCGCAGAAACCCGCUUUUUCUCUGGGGCUGAUCUUGGAAACCUCUGCAAAGAAGCUGCCUUGCUGGCUCUGCAAGAAAAUGGACUAGAAGCAACCACUGUGAAACAAGAGCACUUUCUAAAAUCACUUCAGAUUGUAAAGCCGUCCUUAAGUCACAAGGAUUUGACUUUAUAUAAAAACUUAUUUCAGAAACAAGGAUUUUCUAAUUUAGAGGAUAUUUAAGAAGUAUAUACCUGCUCAAGAAUUAAUUGAAAUGUGAACUUGAACUAUAGUUUGCAAUUUCACAGUCUUAGAGUGUGUACAUAUGUUAUUUCUUGUAAAUAAAACAAAUUUGUGCCUGAUAAGCCAAGAUUUAUCCUAUUUCUAAAAGGUGUGUUAAAAUACCGUAAUUUAGGAAGAAGGUAUAUGUAUGUGUGUUGAUUAUG